Molecule: messenger RNA, 4957 nt
Organism: Hermetia illucens (black soldier fly)
Lineage: Eukaryota; Metazoa; Arthropoda; Insecta; Diptera; Stratiomyidae
Exons: 13
Coding region: 492-4643 (1383 amino acids)
Source: RefSeq, a predicted model, not a curated record
GUGAUCGCGGACGGUUUAAAUUCAAACUGAAUUCACCGCGAUCCAGAUUCUGCAUAUAGAACCCAGUUAAUAUCAUCUUUUCCUUCAGUGUACAAUUCCUACCCGAUAACCUGAAAUUUUGUCCGCGAUCUUAGUUAUUAAUGAAUGGUGCGCAUCAUAUCUGUCGGAUUAGUGAUGCAGAAGUGAUAUCAGCGGUGUCGCCGGAGUGACUUCAUUCUUUCAUACAGGUGCAAUUUUAAUUAAUGAUAUUCCCCGCCGCGUACGUACACUACUAGAUUUACUGCGAUUGAGUGAGUUGUUUACGGUUGGGUUGCAUUUCAGUACACAUCUCGUGUAAACACUGUGUACCUACGAUCGAAGGCAAUGAAAGAUAAUUAAAGUUGGAGAUAAUCAGAAUAAAUGCAUGGUGAUAGUUAAUUACGAACUGAUUUCGACGAAUCCGGGCUGUUAAAAUUCACAAGAAAAAGUUGGAAAGGCAAAGAUUUUAAACAAUGUGUCUGCAGCAGAAGCACCAAUUAAGAACUCGAGAACUGGUUUCCUCUCUAUCAGUGAUUUUAUGGGUUAUCACAAGUGCCACCGUUAAAAUCGACGCUUUAACAAUAGACAACCAACUGGUAUCGGGGAAUAAUGAUUGCUUUGAACGUAUCGUUUUGGGCUCGAUGCUUCCAUUUGAGAGCGCUUUCCGGAAUGUGGACAUGAACUCACUCAGUGAAUGCAAAGAAUUAUGCUUGCGUGAAGAAGGCAAAUGCAACACAAUAGCAUUUGGCAUCAGCAGUCGCGGUAACGGCACAUGUCAAUUAUCAUCAAAAGUUUUAGAUAAAUCACAGCGACGGCCAUCUGGGACAAUAUUUGAUCCUGAUUUUGAUCUCUACGAAAGGCGGAGCGAUUGCCUCGAUCCGAAUGGGAAUUUCAACGGAAGCCCAACUCCUGGAAAUUUUGGACCACCAACAGAAGCAAGACCCGAAACGAGUGGACCACCACCACCUCCCUUUGGUACAGUAGUUACAACGAACGGGUUACCACCUUCCACAAACUCUGAAGCUAGUAGUCCCUUCAAUGGAGGAAAUAAUAAUCCACCAGACGAUCGGUAUUCGCCGUCGCCUCCAAGUCCAUCACCCAGUGGCGAUCGGAAUGGCCGCUUCCCUGGGAGUAGUUCCUAUCCAAGUAGUGCCUAUGGUGUCAGUGAAGGAACAUUCGAAACCACUUACUCAGCAAGACCAUUCGAAACUACUUUCCCUACAGCGCAAACCUCUUAUUCAGAUCGAAACAAAGAUACUAUUUAUUUCUCACAUGAUGGUUUUCCGAUGUAUAAGUAUCCGACGCUUUAUGAAAACAAUUCUCCAACACCCAAUGGGGACAGAAGAUUUCCAGCCACAUACGCUCCAAAUAUUCCAACAUUGGAAGAUCGAUACAAACCUUUACCAAGCGAUGGUGAUUACUACCCCAUCCCACCGAACACGACCCCACGUCCAAUAUAUGGAUUAGGAUAUGGAAAUGGAUAUAGCUAUGGUACGCCCGUUAAAUAUGGCUCUACUCGUCCAUAUGGACCGGGAUCAAGUGGGCCACAGUCGAGGCCUACUUCUCCUUAUUCUCCAGAUUACAGUCCACGGCCGACUUCAAGCUACGAUAACGAAAGACCAUCUACAUACCAUCCGAGACCACAGCGUCCACUAACAGAUACCCAGUACGCCUACCGUCCUGAUCCUGAAUAUAGUAAUAGACCUACAAGUGGUGAGCCUAGUACCUAUGGAACUACUCCACUUAGACCUGGACCAUCGCAGACUCCUUUAUCUGGAGGUGAUUACAGACCAAGUAGACCAUAUCCAGAUGACAGACCAAGACCUGGCUAUGGCACCACACCAGAAGGUAAAUAUUCCACAACGGAGGGUCCUAUUGAAACUUAUUUCAAUCCUGAUGAUUACUUAGAAGCUAAAUGGACUGUGAAACCAGGAAGCUAUGGCGGAGGCGAUAGAUUCGGCGGUCGAUAUCCCAGCUUUGAUCAACGGGCAUGCUUCCGACGUGUCUUAGCUGGUAAAAGAAUAGCUCCACAUUGGGUGCGGCGGACAUUAGCUUGUGAACGAGUUGAGGACUGUAUGCAAGAAUGUGGGCACGAGAAACGAUUCACAUGCGAAGGAUUCAACUAUCGACUUGACCCGUCAGGUCACGGCCAGGGUGAUUGUGAGUUAAUUGAAGUUCCACUUGCACAAAUGGAUCUCUACUCUAGCCCCAGAAAUCGCGAUUCAAAUCUUCUAAGACAUCCGGAUUACGACUAUUAUGAACGAGACCGCAAUGCUCCAUCAAGUUGUCGCCCAUCAUGUAAUGACUGCGGAUCAAAACCAUUCAGUCCCGUCGAUUACUACCGCCCUGAUCCAAAACCAUAUCCCGGCGAACCUUUCCCUCCAUCAUCACCUCCAAGCGGUCCUAGUGGAUAUGGACCAAGACCGGAUUAUUUCCGGCCUGGUCAAGAUACUGCAAUUGACAAAUAUCGGCCACCCAGACCAAUAUAUGAACCUCGCCCACCUCCACCUCCCCGUCCACCAACAGACUAUCAGCAUCACUAUGAAGGGUCAAUUUCGUCUCAUUCCUCCUAUGGAUCUGAAUAUCACGGAACUAGCUUUGGCGGCGGUUUCAUUGACCGAUAUGAUAUAGAGCGACCUGAUGACUACCCACGCCCAAGUAGAUGGGAGGUGCAAUUACCUACAAGUUCUGGUUCUGGUUAUGAAGUCCAUGAAAAUUAUCGUCCACCUUACCGACCUGGAUCUGAUUAUUCUCCGUAUCGGGAACCAGAUCGAUACUUCCCGCCAUCCAGCUCAUCAUAUGAGUACUCGGGAAGAGAUAGAUCAAGGUACGAUACCAGCUCUAGAUUUGUGCCCUAUUUAAUUGGUGACAAUGGGUCUUGGGGUUCUUAUGGAGGAAGCUAUGGACGAGGAUCAUCCUCUUACAGUAAAAAUAUUGACUACUGGGGCCUAAGAGGAGAUAAUCGACGAACAGAUGUUGGGAACAGAUUCAAUUACUUUGAUCUUUAUGGACAUGAUCGUGACAGAUUUGACUACAACGAUAAUUUUGUAUGGAACUAUGGAGGCAAGUAUGGUCACGGUGACAAAUAUCCUCCGAGGGAUCGUCCGAACUACGGAUCCCAGUGGACAAGACGGCCAGGUCCUGAUGAAUGUUCUGUAAAAUCCGGUGAAGGGUUCCGACUUCAUAAGGCUGUAGUAAGGAUUGCCCUUCAAGUACCAUCCAUCACAGAAUGUGAACGCAUGUGCUUCUCGGAAAACUCAUUUUCCUGUCACACAUAUAGCUACCGAUACACAUUGAAUGGACGCGAUAACUGCCUCCUAUGUGAUCGUCCAGUUAAUUUACUGGAUUAUUAUAUUGACCUACAACCUGACAGAGAUUAUGAUAUUUAUUCAAUGGCUGAUGAUAUGAAAAUUUGCAGCUAUACUCCACGUGGCGGCGGUGGUAGCGGUGGCGGCAGUACUGCCGUUUCUGAUCCAAGGAACAAUAAUAUGCAAUGUUUCUUCCGUGCAAUCGAUUCGACACGAUUUUUCAAAUCUAUCGUACGUGACUCACUGACGGUACGUUCAAUUGGCGAAUGCGAAUUGGAGUGUAUAAAGUCGUCGAAAUUCACGUGUCGGGCUUUCGCCUUUCGAUAUGGUCAAAGGACACAUGGUGGAAUAAUUGAUAAUUGCCAACUCAGUGAUUGGCCAGUAAGGGAUAUGGAUAAGGAGCGUCAUCUGAUUUUGGAUACAUCAUUUGAUGUUUUCGAAAGGGCUAGCUAUGGACAUGGAUGUGAAUUACAGCCCAUCGUUGAUGAGAAGCAUAAAAAACUGUGCUACUUAGGAUAUGGUUCGGCCGCUAAACUCCUUCCACCAGCAAUAAAGAAAGCUAUUUCAGUCCCUACAGAACUUGAAUGCAAAAAGGAAUGUGUCCGGUUGCGAGAGACCACCCCAUUUAAAUGUUACUCAUUCAGUUUUGGAUCACAUGCUAGUACUUACAAUUGUGAAAUGUCCGACCUAGAUCAAACCGAACUUAAAAUAAACGUUCAUUACCGACAUACCAAUAAUCGCGAUUAUUGGUUAUUCGCAUGGAAUCCUUUCGAUUGGACUUGCCGUGAUAAGGUCACUACAGUUGGUGGCAGCCGUGUGAAUAACGAUCGACGAAUGGACAUAUUCCGAGAGCCCGGAGAAGUAACAUGGCGCCAUUACACCGUCUCGGGCAAACCUUGCCGCCUGGGAAGCUCUUGCGAAAAGAAUUUGGUCACAGGAUUCUAUUCAUGCGAAAUCGAAAGCGGAGAAAUCGGUUCCUGGGACUACUGCUGUAAGUCUGAUCACCCCUGCGGAUACUCUAAGGGGUUCGAAUAUCCAUGGUGCUUUGUCGGAGACGAACCUGACCAAUGGCGUAAAUGCAGCGAUCGCUACUUCCCAGGCAACAAUACCCACCAAGGAAUAACAUAUGCUCCCGGAGACAAGAGGAAACCUGAACAUUAUCAACAACCUCCACGACCAGGUGGAUUACAUAGUUUAACGGAAUUCACUGCUGCACGCUUGUGGCCUGUCACCUACCUCUAUAGCGAAGGACCUCCCAAUUCUACAGAGCUAAGCAAUUUUGUCGACUGUAACAAAGAAAACUGUAAAAGGAGAUAAAUAGUGUGAGAAUUAAGAAUAUUAACAGAAAAGUAAAAUUGUUCUUAUGCAAUUUACAAAAUAAUAAACAUAACUGUAGUAAGGAAAUCGAGGAAAUGUCGGCAGCUAAAGAAAAAUGGUAAAUUAUGUAUUUACAUGCAUUCAUUAACCUUCAGUACACAUUUUGUAAGGCAUUGCAUUUUGUAUUCAUCCUUUGUGUAAUCAUCCUUCCACCUAUAACUGUUAAGGUAAAAUGAGCGACGAGUUGCAUAAUACUAUUCUUACUCUAUUACUUCUCCAUCUUCAAAUAAAUAAAAAUUAUUUUAAGAGCAUUA